UAUAACAUUUCUCAUGUUGUCAUAUAGAAUUAUGAAAUGUAAUAAGUAUACCUCAUCUUAAACCCAAACUGAACUACAGGAAUUUCCAAGAAAUUUCUUAAAUCUGUAGCUCAAAUUCAAGAAAACUGGAUGGCGGUUUUACCUUGUGGAAGUGCAUGGGUGGGUCGGUGUGGAGUUAAACCUCAAAUAGUUAUAGGAGGUUCUUGUACAAACAAUUUAUCAAUGCAUUUGCUUCGUUUUUCCAAGAUUCGAGCAUUGACAUCACGUAAUUCGACCAUGUUUUCUCAAGAUUUGUUGCUCACACUAUUUAACAAUGGACCGUCUAAGUGUCCAUGUCCACCUAAGGGAACUCGUCUCGUUGUUAGAGCUAAAACUGACUACUAUGAUGUUAUCGGUGUGUCAAAAAACUCCAGCAAAUCAGAAAUUAAGAGUGCUUACCGGAAGCUUGCCAGGAGUUACCACCCUGAUGUAAACAAAGAGGAUAGUGCUGAAGCGAAAUUCAAGGAAAUAAGCAAUGCCUAUGAGGUUCUAUCAGACGAUGAGAAGCGCUCCAUAUAUGAUAGGUAUGGGGAAGCUGGACUUAAAGGUUCUGGGAUGGACACUGGGGAUUAUGGAAGUCCCUUUGACAUCUUUGAGUCGUUAUUUGAUGGAAUGGGUGGUAUGGGAGGAAGAGGCUCACGCAGUAGGGCAACUGAAGGGGAAGACCUGAUUUAUAAUCUGGUCUUAAAUUUUAAGGAAGCUGUUUUUGGGAUUGAAAAAGAAAUUGAAAUAAAUCGACUUGAGAAAUGUGGCAAGUGCAAAGGGUCAGGCUCAAAGCCAGGUAGUAUUCCAUCAAGAUGUAGAACUUGUGGUGGGCAAGGACAAGUUGUCCAAUCCGCUAGAACCCCACUGGGUGUCUUCCAGCAGGUGAUGACUUGCUCUUCUUGUGGUGGGACUGGGGAAAUUUCUAGUCCUUGCAACACAUGUAGCGGAGAUGGACGAGUGAUGAAGUCAAAAAAGAUUAGCCUUAAAGUCCCUGCUGGUGUGGAUGGUGGUAGUCGUCUGAGAGUCCGGUCUGAAGGUAACGCAGGAAACAAUGGUGGACCUCGUGGAGACCUCUUUGUGCUCAUUGAUGUAAUCCCGGAUCCAGUAUUAAUACGUGAUGACACAAAUAUACUCUACACUAGCAAGAUUACCUACACCGAUGCAAUUUUAGGAACAACAGUUAAGGUUCCCACAUUAGAUGGAAUGGUAGAUCUGAAGGUUCCUGCAGGCACUCAACCAGGGACGACAUUGGUGAUGGCCAAGAAAGGUGUACCUUUUCUAAACAAAAAGAACAGGAGGGGUGAUCAAUUGGUGAGAGUUCAAGUAGUGCUACCAAAACGGUUGAGUGUGGAAGAGAAGAAACUAAUUGAACAGCUUUCCAACCUUAAAAACGCAAAUGCUCCUACUGACAGUACGACGAUGUAUAACCAUGGGUUAUCCUUCUGAUUCUACAUUACAGCAUGACUUCAUUGCUGAAGAGCAUUGCACCAGUAAGUUACUACGACGCUCUUGGUCUCGAUGCAUCUACCUUAAGGGCAAGUUUUGGAUAGAUCAGUAGAUUUUACAAUGUACUAUACUUGAAAAUGUACCAUGAGAUAGAAAUAGAGAAACAGGCUUGCUUCCUAUACUAUAUUUUUCAAUGUACUCCAAUCAUACAAGCGACAAGCCAGACUUUCAUUUUUUUUUAAAUGGUUACCACAGAUAUCAGCAUUAAGCAUAUUACUCCUGUA
Messenger RNA from Daucus carota subsp. sativus, 1754 nucleotides. RefSeq names its product chaperone protein dnaJ A6, chloroplastic. Gene Ontology annotation, biological process: protein refolding; response to heat. Gene Ontology annotation, molecular function: ATP binding; heat shock protein binding. NCBI's taxonomy places the organism in Eukaryota, Viridiplantae, Streptophyta, Magnoliopsida, Apiales, Apiaceae. Gene Ontology annotation, cellular component: chloroplast thylakoid membrane; cytoplasm. The transcript has 8 exons. The record is from RefSeq and is a predicted model, not a curated record. The coding region runs from base 130 to 1470 and encodes 446 amino acids.